GACGCGACACGCGCUGGUGGGCGCGCGCACCGCCGCCCUCUUCCUGCUGGUGUGGAGAAGGACGCGGCGUUCCAGCGCCUGCUGCAGGAGGGCGUCACGCGCGCGUCGGCCCCUGCGUCCUCCUCACGAGGUCAUAAUGGCAAGGGCUACCCGGACACGCUGGUGCGCGUGCUGUUGAACCGCCUGUGGGAGCUGCUGCGGCUGCCUACCCUGCUGCUCAUGGACGCCGACCCGCACGGCAUAGAAAUCAUGGCGACCUACAGGUGGGGCUCCAAGGUAAGCAAUUGGAACCCCUUGGGAACACGGGAGAGCCCAAAGGGGCUAUUUGAACUAGAAACAUUAGGAAGAGGCGCCGGCGGGCAAGAAAGGAGGGGAGUGAAGCUGGGCUGCUCUGAAGGGAACCUCGGUGGUUGGGGUCGUAGUCGUAGGGGUCUUGCUCUGCUUCUGAGGAGUGGGAAAGAGGCUGUUGAGUACAAGACGUGUAAAAUAUUAGGUUCGAUGUGGAGAACGUUGGUUUUAAGGCGAUGUAGGAUGGUUGUACAUGAGGAUGGUUGA
This is a messenger RNA of Gryllus bimaculatus (two-spotted cricket), 555 nucleotides long. The record is from the annotation of a GenBank genome assembly. Lineage: Eukaryota; Metazoa; Arthropoda; Insecta; Orthoptera; Gryllidae.